GUUACCGGAGAGCUUUGAUUUCAAACACUGUUGCUUUUUGACCUCAGACAGAAUGGGAUCCUCUAAGCUGGCCCUCCUGCUGGUAUUUGUUUCCUGUGUGGAGCGCUGCCUGUCUGCAUCCUGUCUUGUUGAUAGCUUCUCAGUUAAAGAAGAUUUUGACCCUAAGAGGUAUGCAGGGAAGUGGUAUGCACUGCAGAAGAAAGACCCAGAGGGGCUGUUCCUACAGGACAACAUCUCAGCUGAGUACACUAUUGAUGAUGAUGGCUCCAUGACUGCCUCUUCCAAAGGACGGGUCACACUGUUUGGAUUCUGGGUUGUGUGUGCUGACAUGGCUGCUCAGUACUCUGUUCCUGACCCCACUACCCCCGGCAAGAUGUUCAUGAACUACCAGGGUCUGGCUAGCUACCUCUCCAGUGGAGGUGACAACUACUGGGUGAUCGACACUGAUUAUGACAAUUAUGCCAUCACCUACGCCUGUCGCACCCUGAAAGAGGAUGGAAGCUGUGAGGAUGGUUAUGCCCUUGUCUUCUCCAGGAACCCUCGUGGCCUGCCUCCUGCAAUCCAGCGUGUCGUUCGUCAGAAACAGGAUGAAAUCUGCAUGGCCGGAGAGUUUCAGCCAGUCCUGCAGUCUGGGGCCUGCUAAACAGCAAGAGAGGGAAAAGGAGAGCGGGAGCGUAUGCCAGCUAGCUGCUAUCUAGCUGGUUUGAUGAAAAUAAGAGGGAUAGAGUGCAUGUGUGUGUGUGAGAGAGAAAGUGAAUCUGUGAGAGUGAUAGGUGUGAAAAACGCAAAGAGAUUGACAGAAGAAGAUAAAACAAAGCAGAGGCAUUGAAAAAUCAUCUUCAUGUUUUGUUUUCUUCUAUGUUUAAUUUACUCACUUCCAUCUGUGUCAGUGUGUGCACAUGGCUUGUUGUGGUCACUGGGAGGCGAGAGGCUUGCAUAGGCUGCAUCACCUGUCAAAGAAAAGUGUUACUGUUGCAAUGGAGCAGUGGGUGAAUUUGAAAAUUGAA
Melanotaenia boesemani (Boeseman's rainbowfish) is the source of this 1007-nucleotide messenger RNA. It is a transcript of the gene rbp4l, whose product is annotated as retinol binding protein 4, like. The record is from RefSeq and is a predicted model, not a curated record. Gene Ontology annotation, molecular function: retinol transmembrane transporter activity; retinoid binding. Bases 53 to 643 code for a protein of 196 amino acids. Lineage: Eukaryota; Metazoa; Chordata; Actinopteri; Atheriniformes; Melanotaeniidae. The transcript is spliced from 5 exons.